AUGAAGCAGCAAGUCCUCUGGGAGGAACAAUUGACAUCAUGAAGUGGGAAACUUCUAUUCUCUUGCUGAUUCUAUUCGGUUUUGCUGAACCAAAAAUACUACACUCAAGUUCCUCAGAUACAGUUUCAAGAACAAAUCCUCCCCAAUGCUCAACAGAAGGAAAUUUGGUUGACAUUGCUACCAUAUUUUUUGCCCAGUUUAUUCCAGAAGCCACUUAUCAGGAAGUAAGCAAAUUGGUUAAAGAUUUCCUAGCUGAUUUUGAGAAACCUGUGGCUAAUGAAGACCCCAAAGACUGUUUACAAAGACAGCUAUCUGCCCUGUUGGAAGAAAUUUGUCAUGAAAAAGAUAUCUCUGAAAAAUAUGGACUUGCUGACUGCUGCAGCAAAGCUGGAGGCAACAGAUUAGAGUGUUUGCUGGCUCACAAACGGAGGAGCAGUGCAGCAUCCAUCCCAGAAUUCCAAAUUCCAGACCCUACCCAGAGCUGCAAAGCCCAUCAGGAGAAUCGAGUGGCUUUCAUGAAUAGAUGUAUUUAUGAAGUAUCCAGAAGGCACCCAUUCCUCUAUGCACCCGCAAUCCUUUCUUUGGCAGCCCGAUAUGACCAGAUAAUCUUCAAUUGUUGCCAAGCUGAAAAUGCAAUGGAAUGCUUCAAUACCAAGGCAGCACCGGUCUUAAAAGAUUUAAGAGAAAGCAGUUCAAUCAGCCAACACAUCUGUGGGAUCCUGAGGAAGUUUGGAGAUCGGACUUUUAAAGCCAUAAUGCUUACCAAGCUGAGUCAAAAGUUCCCCAAAGCUAACUUUACUGUAAUUCAGAAUCUGGUGCUGGAUGGUGCCCAUGUCCACAUGGAAUGUUGUAAUGGCAAUGUACCAGAGUGUCUGCAGGAUAAGAAUGAAAUUAUGUCCUAUGUCUGUUCUCAAAAAGAUAUCUUGUCAAAUCAAGUCCAAGAAUGCUGCACAUUGCCCUUAAGAGAUCGGGGUGAAUGCAUAGUUGGUGCAGAAAAUGAUGGUCAGCCAGAAGGAUUAUCUCCCAAUCUAAGAGGAUUUUUAGAAGAAACAAAGUUCCACCUAUAUUCUUCAGCGGAAAAAGAUCUCUUCUUGGCAAGGUUUGUGUAUGAAUACUCAAGACGACACCAGGAGCUUCCCGUCCCAGUGAUUUUGAGGAUUGCCAAAGGAUACCAGAUAGCUUUGGAAAAGUGUCCCCAAACUGAGAAUCCUUUGGAGUGUCGGGAAAAAGAGGAAGAAGAAAUAAACAAACAUAUUCAGGAAAGCCGAGCACUGGCCAAACGGAGCUGUGGGCUCUUCCAGAAAUUAGGAGAAUAUCAUUUGCAAAAUGCAUUUCUGGUGACUUAUACUAAGAAAGCUCCACAACUGACCACUGAAGAACUGAUUGGCUACACCAAGAAAAUGGCAGCCACUGCAUCUGUAUGCUGCCAGCUUAGUGAGGACAGACAACUGGCCUGUGGAGAGAGUGCGGCUGACCUUAUUAUUGGGCAGUUAUGUGCAAGGCAUGAAGCCCAGCCUAUAAAUGAUGGUGUGGCCCAUUGCUGUGAUUUUUCCUAUGCUCACAGAAGACCCUGUUUCAGCAACUUUGUGAAAGAUGAAAAAUAUGUUCCUCCCCCAUUCUCUUAUGAACAAUUUAAGUUCCAACAAGAUCUUUGCCAGGCUCAGGGGGAAGAACUGCAGAAGAAGAAGCAGGAGUUUCUGAUUAAUCUUGUCAAGCAAAAGCCAAAUAUAACAGAGGAACAACUGAAAGCGGUUAUUGCAGACUUCACAAGCCUAUUGGAGAAGUGCUGCAAAGGAAAACAGGAAGCCUGUUUUGAAGAAGAGGGUCCAAAAUUGAUCUCAAAAACCCAAGAGGCUUUUUAAGCUACUUCAGGGGGAAGAGAAGAAGAUAAAAAGAAAUCACUAUGAUAUUAUAUUUUUCCCUCUCUUUCUUUCAUGGUCAUGAUUAUUUUAGUGGUUUUUCCAUAUUGUCAGUUUUAAAAACAGCAUUUUUUUUCUCUCUGAAAUUUCUGUAUGGAAAUAAAGCAUUUCUCAAACUC
Messenger RNA from Antechinus flavipes (yellow-footed antechinus), 2038 nucleotides. It is a transcript of the gene AFP, whose product is annotated as alpha fetoprotein. The transcript has 15 exons. The record is from RefSeq and is a predicted model, not a curated record. The coding region runs from base 39 to 1862 and encodes 607 amino acids. Lineage: Eukaryota; Metazoa; Chordata; Mammalia; Dasyuromorphia; Dasyuridae. Gene Ontology annotation, biological process: transport. Gene Ontology annotation, molecular function: zinc ion binding; fatty acid binding. Gene Ontology annotation, cellular component: cytoplasm; blood microparticle.